AUGACCUCCGCCGGCUGCUCGUCCGUCCGAGCCUGGGCUCGGCUGCUGCUCUGGGCCGGUCCGGUGCAGCGCAAGGUUCUGUCGAGCCGGAGUCUCUUCCACCAGCGGGCCAGAGCUUCACCCAGAGUUGCAGAGGAGCGAGAGGAGGGUCUGACCCCGAGCCCUGCGCUGCUCACCACAGAGGCGAUCCAGGACCCGGAGCCCCUGCUGCCGGAGGAGAUCCUGCGGCUCCUCUCCAGCCAGGACCUGGCUGUGGAGCGGCUCUGCCACCUGGGAGAGGUGGCCCUCACCCUGCCGGGCGGCCGGUCGGAGGUGCUGGCCCGGGUCCUGGCCCGGGUCAGUGCUGCGCUGGAGCAGACGCGCGUGUCUCCCAGGGAGGCGGAGAGAGUCUACGCCUUCACGGCGCGCUGUUUCCAGGCCGGGAACCAGCAGCAGCGGCUCCUGCUGGCGGCGCUGGACUCACAGACCAGGAGCCUGGUCUACCGGCUGAGGCCGGGCCAGGUGAGCAGCAUCCUGCAGGCGCUGCUGCGGCAGAGGGAGAGACAGGUCACGCCACUGGUGCACAAGCUGAGCCGCAGGGCCGCGUGGAACCUUAAGUCCUUCAGCGACUCAGAUCUGAGGAAGGUUCUGUCUGUGCUGAUGGACCUGGGCCAACAUGACCAGGUCCUGCUGGACGCGCUGGAGUACCACCUGCCAGGCAGGCUGCGGGACAGCGACCCGGAGCUGAUCAGCGCCGUCAUGCAGUUCUGCAUGCAGACGAGGUGUCGCUCCGAGCCCAUCCUGGAGGCCGUGGCCCAGAACUUUGUGCGGAGCGCCGACACGCACAGCAGCGAGCAGGUGGCCGCGCAGGUGGCGGCCAUGGGGCGACUCAACUACCUGCCUCAGUGCUCCGGCCAGAUGUUCGGGAAGCUGGAGAGCAUCCUGUCCUCGCGCUCCUCCCACUUCCAGCCGGCCUCCCUGAUCCAGGUGCUGCACGCCUGCAUCCACCUGCAGCGCUUCCCCCUCAACCACCUGGCCAAGGUCUUCAGCCCGUACUUCCUGCAGAGAGUGACAGGAGCAGCUCUGGACAGGACGGCUCUGGCCCAGCUGACGCAGCUGCACCUCUCCGCCGCCCUGGAGUGCACCGGCUACUGGGGCCCCCGCCUGCCCCCCGCCCUCCACACCAGGAGCUUCUCCUCCGUGGACGAGGCCUUGGAGACGCCCCUGGACGUCAUGCUGUACCGGCAAGUGAGGGCGCCGCUGACCGAGCUGCUGGGUGGGAGGUGCUUCCUCGCCGAGCGCUUGACGCCCUGCGGCUACACCAUCGAUGUGGAGCUCUGUUUGGAUGAGAGGGGGUACGUUCUGCCGCGCUCCCAGUGGCAGCAGGCCCACAGACGGGUGGCGCUGUGUCUGGACGGAGAGAAGCACUUCUGCAGCAACACUCUGCACCUGCUGGGCAAAGAGGCCACCAAGAGGAGGCACCUGCGGCGGACGGGCUACGAGGUGGUGCAGAUUCCCUACACUGAAGUGGAGAGGCUGCGCAGGCCAGAAGAAAGAGUCCAGUACCUCCACAGCAAGAUAUUUCCCACCAUCAACAAGUUCCGUCGAUGACUCUGCAGCUUCAGCCGUUGAAGACGCUGAAGUGCUUCUCGCAGCAUAAUCAGAGAAUUGGCUGAUGAAGACUCAGGUGCUCUUCACAGACCUGGCUGAAGGCUCCGUUUCAGUCAUGACGGAAGGUCAAGCUGCUACAAGACACGGCGUAGGAGCACCUUUGGGAGGAACGUGGUCAGGUGAAGCCACCUUCAGACAGUGGCCUAACAACACGUGUGUGGUGCUGUGGCACAGAAGCCAUGUUGAGCAUAAAAGUAUUUUUUCUACUUGGUCUCCUCGUUCAUUGUGUCUGAGAGG
Synchiropus splendidus (mandarinfish) is the source of this 1887-nucleotide messenger RNA. RefSeq names its product FAST kinase domain-containing protein 3, mitochondrial-like. NCBI's taxonomy places the organism in Eukaryota, Metazoa, Chordata, Actinopteri, Syngnathiformes, Callionymidae. Gene Ontology annotation, biological process: regulation of mitochondrial mRNA stability; mitochondrial RNA processing. The record is from RefSeq and is a predicted model, not a curated record. Bases 1 to 1590 code for a protein of 529 amino acids. Gene Ontology annotation, molecular function: RNA binding. Gene Ontology annotation, cellular component: ribonucleoprotein granule; mitochondrial matrix. The transcript has 9 exons.